Salvia splendens (bonfire salvia) is the source of this 704-nucleotide messenger RNA. Its product is annotated as serine/threonine-protein phosphatase 7 long form homolog. The coding region runs from base 185 to 667 and encodes 160 amino acids. The transcript is spliced from 2 exons. The record is from RefSeq and is a predicted model, not a curated record. Gene Ontology annotation, biological process: meristem maintenance; meristem development. NCBI's taxonomy places the organism in Eukaryota, Viridiplantae, Streptophyta, Magnoliopsida, Lamiales, Lamiaceae.
ACCGAUCGGUGAGGCGACGAUCACCUUGGAAGAUGUGCAAGCCAUUUGGGGCUUGAGGGCGGAUGGUCGCGUUUUCACAGGGCGUGACUAUCAUGACAACUUUUCAGACUGGACCAGCAAGUGCCGCGAUCUGUUGGGAUGGAUACCAGAUACUUCCACAGAGACAAAGCAAGGCGGUUUGCUGAUGACCGCACUGAUCAACCAGACAAGGAUGCCUCUGGGUGAUGACCUACCUAUGUACGUAUACAUCCAAAGGGCACGUAUCCAUGCCCUAAUUUUAUUAGGAGGUCUCAUUCUACCGGACACCACGGGGUGUAAGGUGCCAUUUAUGUGGUUGAAUGGGCUUGGGGAUCCAGAAGAGGUGAAGAAUAUUAGUUGGGGAAGUGCGGCAUUGGCCUACCUUUAUCAUUAUCUGUGCGAGGCUUCCAUGGACAAGAGAAAAGAGUUGGGCGGGCCUAUGAUGCUUCUGCAGCUAUGGGCGUGGGAAAGAAUGCCCACAUUGAGGCCUGCGUUCAUUGGACCAGUUGUACACGAGCCAUAUACACCAUGUGGCGCCAGGUGGAAAGGAACAACGCAGAUAGGAAAUGCUCCUAGACAUUCGGUUGAGCAUUAUCGUGACCAAAUAUCUCUGAUUAGACCUGGCCAGGUGAGUAUUAUUUCGGUUUAGACUUCAUUUAUGAACUUAUUACGGAAUUAUUCAGUGG